AUGCCUGGAAGGGGGAGUAUCAGUCCCCAGCGGGGCAACACUGUUAUACUUACCAUCAUCGACCAAUUCUCCAAAGCCGCCCAUUUCAUUGCCCUUCCACAACUCCCCACUGCUCUCGAAACUGCCCAGCUCCUGGUUCAGCACGUCUUUCGUAUUCACGGCACUCCCAUCACUAUCGUUUCUGACCGCGGUCUACAAUUCCCCUCCCAUCCACCCCUAGGCUCCCAGCCCCCACUCCUAUCCUCUGCCGAAACUGAUAUAGCUGUCCCAUCUGUCCAUGCCCACAUCACUCUCUGUCAGGCCAUCUGGGAUGAGACCAGGGCCGCCUUGCUGCGCACGGCCGAUCAGAACAAGCGGCUCGCCGCAAGCAGCCAAAAGGAGCAUGCCCCAAACUCUCACCCCGUCCCCUCUGUCCGCCACCGGCUCCGCCUACUUCCUGUCCUGGAGGUGGAUGGUGGCCCUGCAUACACCGUCCGGCAGAUCCUGGAUGUCCGCCCUGGGGGCCGGGGUUUCCAAUAUCUGGUGGACUGGGACGGCUAUGGUCCAGAGGAGCGGUCCUGGAUUCCCCGUUCCUUCAUCCUCGAUGACUCCCUCCUUCACGAUUUCUACCGCACACACCCAGACAAGCCUGGGGGGCCCCGUCAUCUUCACCUCAACCCCGACCUAUCCAGGAGUGACCCCAGCGUCUGCAGCCCGAGUAAAAACAAAGGGGAAAAGCCCCCUGAUGUGACUGAGUCCAUUAAGAAAGGCUCAAAGAAGGUCUCAGUGAAAGACAAGAUGGGGUCAAAGGAUAAAAAAUCCAAAGGUGAAGACAAAAAAUCCAAGAACUCGGAGAAAGAGGAAGAACAAGCAGCUGGGGAUGAAGGCGAAGGGAAAAAGAAAAAGAAAGAAAAAAAGAAGAAAGGUUCAGAGAAGAAAGAUAGUGAUGAAGACACCAAGAAGACAAAAAACAAGAAGAAAAAGGCUGAAAAUUUUGUUGAAAUUUAUGAGAAUGAGUUACGUAACUAUCAGCCAGAAAGCGUGGAGAAUUACGAGGACGAGUAUCACAAAAAGAAAGUGUAUGAAGUGGUGACCAUAACUGGUGACGAGAGAGGAGCGGGCACUGACGCCAACGUGUUUGUCACGUUCUUCGGGGAGUAUGGCAAUACUCCCAAAGUCCACCUGGCUAGCAAGAGUCGCACAGCCUUCGAAAGGGCCAAAACUGAUGUGUUCAGAAUUAGAACUCACAACAUUGGACCUUUGAAAAAGAUAAGGAUUGAGCACGACAACACUGGCCUAAAUCCCAGCUGGUUCCUGGACAGAGUGGUGGUCACGGAUGUGAUUAGGCCUCACUUGAGGUUCUACUUUGCUUGUAACAACUGGCUCAGUAAGACAGAGGGAGAUGGCCUUUUUGUCAGAGACCUACUGGGCAGCAUGGACCCCAUGGACAUGCCCAAAUAUAACAAGUAUACAGUGAGUGUUUUCACGGGAGACGUAAAAGGCAGUGGGACAGACGCAGAUGUCUUCAUCAAUAUCUUUGGAGAAUUUGGAGACACAGGGGAGAGGCGACUUGACAGUGACAAAAAUAACUUUGAAAAAGGCACAGAAGACAAGUUCACCAUUGAUGCGCCAAACCUGGGUAAAAUUAGGAAGAUCACCAUUGGCCAUAAUAACAAAGGUUCCUCAGCAGGAUGGUUUGUGGACAAGGUGGCUGUGGAUGACCUGGGAAACAAAGUACUCUAUGAAUUCCCCAUCAACCGUUGGUUUGCCACUGAUGAGGAUGAUGGGAAGAUCCAGAGGGAUAUUUUGGUAGGAGGGUCUCAACCCACAGGGAUUGUGUACAAUGUCCAGAUUGUGACAGGAGACAUCCAUGGUGCUGGCACCAACUCCAAGAUCCACAUUGUGAUGCACGGCACAAAAGGCAUAAAAAACAGUGGCAAGGUGUUUUUGGAGGGAGGACACUUCGAGCAGGGCCGGACAGACAUCUUUAAUGUUGAGAUUGCUGCGCUUCUCAGUCCUCUCAGCAGAGUCACCAUUGGACAUGACAACGGAGGACUCAAUGCUGGGUGGUUCUGUGAGAAGGUGGUGGUGUAUUGUCCGUUCACUGGUAUAGAGCAGACCUUUCCAUGCAGUAAAUGGCUGGAUGAAGAUGAGGGAGAUGGGCUGAUAGAGAGAGAGCUCUAUGAGAUGGUCUCACUCAGGCAGAAGAGACAGAAAAAGCACCCCUGGUCCUUGUGGAUUUGGACGUCCGACCUGUCCAAUGCAGGAACGGACGCAGAAAUCUACUUCCAGGUAUACGGAGAGAAGGGCAAGUCAGACGAGAUCCAACUGGACAAUAAGACCGACAAUUUUGAACAGGGGCAGGUGGACAGGUUUAUGAUUGAACUGCCUGAUUUGGGAAAGCUGACUAAGCUCCGUAUCUGGCAUGAGAAGAGACAUCCUUUUACAGGAUGGCAUCUCAGCAAGGCUACUCUGCUGAAGACUUUAACAAAGGAAAAGUAUACGUUUCCUUGUGAGCGCUGGCUAGACACUAAUGAAGACGAUAACGAGGUCGUGAGGGAGCUACCUGCCACUGGAGAGCUAAUCGCUGAACCGAUGCCCUUGAUCAAAUACAGAGUAACAGUUUGCACAGGGUCUGUCAGUGGUGCCGGCACAGAUGCGUCAGUUUUUCUCAAUCUGAUUGGGGACCAGGGAGACACCGGAGAUCGACAGCUGGUCAACUGCAGUAACAACGUCAACAAGUUUGAGAAAGGAAAUUUGGAUGAGUUUAUAGUCGAGGCGGUGGCCAUUGGGCAGAUCCGCAGGGUGAGGAUUGGACACGACGGCAAAGGGGGAGGCUGCGGCUGGUUCGUUGAUAAAGUGAUUAUAAAGGAGGAGGGGCAGACGGAGACUAUUGAGUUCCCCUGCUACAGGUGGCUGGACCGCAAUGAGGAUGAUGGGCAGAUUGUCAGAGAGUUGGUGCCAUUUGCAGAUGGGCAACGUCUUUACAACAUUGACUAUCACAUCUCAGUGAAGACAGGCCACGUCUCUGGUAGCAGUACAGACUCUGACGUGUUUGUCAAGCUCUACGGUGAGAAAGGUGACACCAGUAAAACAAUGCUGCUGGUCUCUACCAACAACCUGGGAAACUACUUUGAGUCGGACCGCACUGACAUCUUCAAAGUGGAAACCCUUGAUAUUGGACAGAUCAACCGUCUUAUGAUUGGCCACACCAACAAAGGCAUGCGUGCUGGCUGGUUCUUGGACAGUGUUCAGAUCAUGGUUCCACUCCAUGGAAAGCAUUACAUGUUCCCCAGUCACCGCUGGCUUAGCAAAGAUGAGGCUGAUGGCAAGACGGAGGUGCAGAUUUACCCCAGCGAGAUCCUGGAUAUCGAACAGCUGAUCAACUAUGAAGUCACCUGUGUGACUGGAGAUGUUAUAUUUGCUGGCACUGGUGCCAAUGUGUUCACCCAGAUCUACGGGGACAAGGGGAAGACAGAGGUUAUCAUGCUUAAAAGCAGAUCCAGCAACUUUGAGCGGAACUCCACAGAGAUAUUCAAGAUAGAGGCCAAAGAUGUGGGGAAGAUCUUCAAGAUCCGCAUCGGUCACAAUGGCUCAGGGAUUGGAUCUGGCUGGUUCCUGGAGUCAGUGGAUGUCAAACACCUAAUCAUGACCUUAGUGCCCAAGGAGAAGAAGGAAGACAAGAAGAAGAAGAAGAAAAAGAAGAAAGAGGAGGAAGAUGAGAAGGAAGAAGGAGGAGAGGAGAUGCAGGAAGUGGUGCUGACUUACCAUUUCCCCUGUUCGCGCUGGCUGGCUGAGGGAGAGGAGGAUGGCGAGCUGGUGGUAGAGCUGCUGCCUGAGGAUGCAGGGGAGCUGGACGUCAACACCUAUGAAGUGUGCGUCUUCACUGGUGACAUGCUGGGAGCUGGGACCGAUGCCAAAGUCUUCAUUAACAUUUAUGGGGAAAAUGGAGACACUGGAGAGCGCUUUCUGAAGAACUCAGACAACCUGAACAAAUUUGAGCGAGGGCAGGAGGAUGUUUUCAUUGUGACAGCUGUUGAUCUGGGUCCUCUGAAAAAGCUACGAAUCCGUCAUGACAACACCCAUUCUCAUUCAUCUUGGUACCUGGAUCGUGUUGAGAUUGUGGACACAAAGGAUGACACAACGUACUAUUUUCCUUGUAACCGCUGGCUUGCAGUGGAUGAGGAUGAUGGACAGAUAGCAAGGGAGCUGGUGCCUGUGGACGAGGCUUUCAUGAGGAAGGAUGAAGAAGGGACAAGCGCCACCCUAGGGCUCGAGCAGAAAUCCAUGUCUACUACAUAUACUGUUAAAAUGAAAACUGGUGAAAAGAAGUAUGCUGGAACUGAUGCCAAUGUCUUUGCCGUCCUGUUUGGUGAAAAUGAUGACACAGGGAUCAUUAACCUAAAGGCUUGUAAGACUUAUAAGAAUAAGUUUGAACAGGGGCUGAUAAAUGAGUUCACUGUAGAGGCAGUCGACCUGGGCGACCUGGAAAAGAUUCGAAUUGGUCAUGACAACUCAGGGGUUUCGGCUGGUUGGUUCUUGGACUGGGUUGAGAUUGAUGCCCCCUCACAGGGUCAGAGACUAUGCUUUCCAUGUGGCCGCUGGUUGGCUAAAGGAGAGGAUGAUGGAGCAAUAGUGAGGAAUCUUUAUCCUGCUGAGCUACAAACUGAAUACUACACACCAUUUGUGCCUUAUGAGAUAAAGAUAUACACCAGUGAUGUGUUUUGUGCGGGAACAGACGCUGACGUGUUUAUAACCUUGUACGGACGUAAGGGAGUGUGCACACAGCAAAAACACCUGUGUGUCAACAAAAGAGAGAGACGCCUGUACUUUGAAAGGGGAGCUGAGGACAUGUUUAUUGUGGAGUUGGAGGAUGUAGGUGACGUUAUAGAGAAGAUCAGAAUAGGACAUGACAACAGGGGCACCAACCCAGGAUGGCACCUUGACCGAGUGGAGAUCAGGAGACAACUUCGGAAAGGAAAGGGGUCCGAGACGACCAUUUUCCCAUGUGAGCGCUGGCUGGCCAAAUCUGAAGAUGACGGGGAGACUGUGAGGGAGCUGGUCCCCUCCGACAUUAUCACACAGAAGCUGCUCAGGGAUGGGACGCUGAAAACGACUGAAACAGAGGUGGAGGAUGCUUUGGAGACUCACACGUACAAGGUGUCUGUGCGGACAGGUAAUAUGUACGGAGCAGGAACAGAUGCCAAUGUUUUCAUCACCAUCUACGGAGACCUGGGAGACACAGGGGAGCGGAAACUUGCCAAGUCUGAGAACAGCAAGAACAAGUUUGAGAGAGGAGGGGUGGACAAGUUUUCUAUCGAGGCUGUGGAUCUGGGGCAAGUGUUUAAGAUUCGUAUUCGUCAUGACAACUCCAUGUUGGGGGCUGACUGGUACCUGGACCAGGUGGAGGUGCUGGAUGUGGACACCGAAGAGGUGUACAUGUUUCUGUGUGAGCGCUGGCUGUCAAAAAAGAAAGAGGACAAAUGCAUAGAGAGGACCUUCUUUGUCAAGGGGUAUGAAGGUGACAGAAACACUGAUCCAAAUUUCAAGAAGAUGGCUCAGGCCAAACUGGGACUGGACAGAAAUGCCAACAAGAAGAAAAAGAAGAAAAAGGUGGCAGUGGUGGAAGAGGGUCCAAUCAUCCCCUACCAUUUCAGUGUUUCCACGGGGAUUGACCACGAUGCCAGCACCACAGCCAGGGUCUAUGUCAUUAUUAUGGGCCCUGGUGACAUUGAGACAGACCGACUGUGGCUGGACCUGCCAGAGGGAAAGAAAGCCUUCGAAGAAGGCUCCAUGAACCACUUUGUGUGUUAUGGAACUGACAUAGCAGAGAUCAAGAGGGUUGAACUCGGCCAUAAUGGAGUUACACCAGAGAGCUGCUGGUUGGUGGAUGAGCUGACGGUUGCCGUGCCAACCAAAGGUAUCAAGUACAUCUUUCCAUGUAAUUGCUGGAUGGCUAAAGACAGGGGAGAUGGUCUUACUGCCAGACUGUUCAACGUGCUCGACUCCAGCACGAUCAACAUUACCCGCAAAGUUGUUUAUUCGGUCACAGUUGUCACAGGUGACAUCCAGUAUGCAGGGACUGAUACCAACACUUUUAUCACUGUGUAUGGAGCCAACGGCAGCACAGAAGAAAUGCUACUGCCUAAAAAUGGAGAUAGGUUUGAAAGAGGCCAAGAAGACACAUUCAGCCUAGAAAUAGAUGACAUUGCUCCUCUGAAGAAGAUCCGAGUUCGGAUUGAUGGCAGUGGUAGUCGCCCUGACUGGUUUCUUGACAGGAUCCUGAUGCGGAAUCUGACCACAGAGGAAGUGUAUCUGUUCACUUAUGAGAAUUGGCUCUCAAAGACUAAAGGACCCAUGAGGACGAAGGUGUGUGAGCUGCCAGCUGUGGUGGAUGAGGAGGAGAUGAUGGAGAAAACAACCUACAUCAUCCAAGUCCAGACCAGUGAUGUGGGAGGUGCUGGGACUGAUGCCAACGUGUUUCUGAUUGUGUUUGGGGAAUUCGGAGACACUGGGAAGCUGCCUCUGAAGGAGAGCAACAACAGGAACAAGUUUGAGCGUAAAACAAAGGAUGUGUUCAGAUUUGCUGACAUCCUCAGUUUGGGUGAACUGUCCAAGGUCCGAGUGUGGCAUGAUAACAAAGGCCCUGCUCCUGGUUGGCACCUGGACUACAUCGAUGUGAAAGAUGAGGCUAUGGAUCAGACAUUUAGGUUCCCCUGUGACCGCUGGUUGGCUAAAAACGAAGAUGAUGGGCAGAUAAUGAGGGAGCUGGCCUGUGCCAACAACAACUCUGUAGACCUCAGUGACAAAACCAAAUAUGAAAUUGCCAUAACGACUGCUAACACGGAUGACGCCUCCACCACAGAAAAUGCCUGGAUCGUGUUGGAAGGAAGGAAAGCCCGUUCCAAGGAGUUUGUUCUGGAGAAUAAGAAAAAGAAGUUCUUAAGUGGUGCCACUGACACGUUUGAGUUCUCAUCCAAGCACGUGGGGGAGAUUGCCGGAAUCUGCCUUGGCCACAUAACGAAAGAUGGCAAAAAAGUGAAGAAGGAUGCUUUCUGGCAUGUUAUGGAGGUGGUGGUGACAGAACAAGAGAUGGGAAACAAGUAUUUCUUCCACUGUGAUGCACAAAUCCCCCUGGCAGCCAAAAAGGACCAGUUCCUGACAUUUGAGUGCUAUAAGUCCAUCGAGAGCUUUGCGAGCAAAAUCCGCAACCUGGUUCCUGUCAAGUAUGAAAUCCUUGUCAUCACUGGGGACGUCAAAGGAGCCGGCACUGAUGCCAACGUUUUCAUCACCAUCUACGGCGUGAACGGUGACUCAGGCAAGCGUCAGCUGAGGCAGAAGUUCCGCAACCUUUUUGAGCGAGGGCGAACGGACCGCUUUGUUCUGGAGAUGCUGGACCUCGGGGAGCUGCUGAGGGUCAGAGUUGAGCAUGACAACAGCGGAACAAAUGGUGGGUGGUUUUUAGAGUUCAUUGAGGUGACCAACACAGCCAACUCAGUCACAACCAUCUUCCAGUGCGGAAAGUGGCUGGACACUCGAAAGGCUGACAUGCAGAUUCAGCGAGUGCUUUACCCCAAAUAUUAGGAGGAGGACGUAUAAAAUGUGUUAGCAAUUCCUUCAAGACUUUGUCACUUUUUUACUCUCAGAUGAGCUUUGCAAGAGGAAAAGAAAUGAAAUUAACAGACAAGGGAGGUCACUUCAUGUCAACUUUUGAAGGAUAACACUACUGUUUAUUUUAAAGUUUGUGCCAACUCUUUAGGUUGCCCCUCUUGUAGCAUCAGAAACUACCUUUUGCUACCAUCUUUUCUUGUACAGUUUGAAAAAUAAGGAGACCUGAAUACAGAAGAUCCAGCAAAAUAGACAUGCAAACUUAAUUUCUUUCAUUUCUUUCCUUGUUUUGCUUAUUUGAUUGCCUGUUAAGUAUUUUUGUACACACAAUUUUACGUUCUGCUUAUCAUGAAUUACAUGACACCUCAGGUGGCAAAAAAAGUCCCAAAAAUUCCAUCUAUGGCUGCACAGAACCAGAAAACAUAUUUUAGAAAACUGUGAAUGCUAUAUUUUGCACCUCUGAGCCACUGUAGUUUUUACUUGGAGCAUUUGAGUUUGCUGUGAGGGCAAUCUAAUUCACAUUUGAACUGUAAAUAUUUGAAUUUUAAUUGGCUAGGAUAAAUCUAAACCUGAAGUAAAUUGGCUUUAAUGUGAAAUGAAAUGGGACGAGUAUUCUCCCAGAACCUUUCAGGCAUUUUGACACAAAUGCUG
Molecule: messenger RNA, 8238 nt
Organism: Monopterus albus (swamp eel)
Lineage: Eukaryota; Metazoa; Chordata; Actinopteri; Synbranchiformes; Synbranchidae
Product: lipoxygenase homology domain-containing protein 1-like
Exons: 47
Coding region: 1-7563 (2520 amino acids)
Molecular function (GO): nucleic acid binding; protein binding
Source: RefSeq, a predicted model, not a curated record